CUGUCUCUCUCUCUCCGCGCGCUUAUAAAGCGGCCUCCGUGCGCGGAAAGGGCAUAAAAACAUGCCUCGUCUCUAGAGAGGCACCGCGCGUCGCUGCGAUUUGGAGACGCUUUUUAAAAAAAAAGAAGAAAAAAAAAGAAAAGACGCACGAGCGCAGGAGUUUUAUUUCAAACUUCACGGCUGCAGGUCGUUUGUGAAAAGCGACCUUGUUCUCAGGGAAGCAUCCCUGGGGGCACACGCACGCAGGCAGAAUCACGCGCAGUCCCCGGCAGGCCAGGAUGCAGGAGUCGGAGCCCACCGUGUGCCAGCUGCAGCCCAACAUCAUCUCGGUGCGCCUCUUCAAGAGGAAGGUGGGCGGCCUGGGCUUCCUGGUGAAGCAGCGCGUGUCCAGGCCGCCGGUCAUCGUGUCGGACCUGAUCCGGGGCGGGGCCGCGGAGGAGUGCGGCCUGGUGCAGGUGGGCGACAUCGUGCUGGCCGUCAACAACAAGCCCCUGGUGGAGCUCUCCUACGAGCGCGCCCUGGAGACGCUGAAGAACGUGUGCCCCGAGAGCCACGCCGUGCUCAUCCUCCGCGGGCCCGAGGGCUUCACCACCCACCUGGAGACCACUCUGUCGGGGGACGGGCGCCAGCGCACCGUGAGGGUCACGCGUCCGGCCGCCUUCCCCCAGAAGUCCUGCGACCCGUGGUCCCCGCUCACCGCCCACAGCCCCGGACAACAGCAUCAGAUCAACAGGGAGCCCCAGCUCAGGGCCAUCGAGAACCUGUCCUCGCCCUCCAUCACCCAGGCCGCGCUCCUCCUGCAGCGGGGGGGCGGCCCGGGCCAGGCCCCCCCGCUCUGCAACGGCCUGGAGGAGGAGAACAACGAGCUGCUGAAGGAGAUCGAGCCCGUGCUGCGACUCAUCAGGAGCAGCAAGAGGGAGAUCAACGGCGAGGGCCAGAGGAACGCCGGGAGGCGGGACGCCGAGAUCCAAGUGGCAUGGGACCUGAGUGUGGGAAAUGGCACACCUGGCCAGCAUCCUGAUAAAAUGCAGGAGAACCUGCCGAUGGUGCACAACAACAAUGACGAUGACAAGCCCCCGGCCCAGGGCAGGACCUCGCCCGUUAGGUCCAUGCAGAACGGCAGCCCCACCAAAUGCCCCCGCUUCAUCAAGAUAAAGAACUGGGAGACCGGCACGGUCUACAGCGACGUGCUCCACCACAGUUCCAGCAAGAUGCCAAUCUGCAGUGAAAAUGUGUGCAACGGCUCCGUGAUGAUGCCCAAUCAGCAUGUCCGGAAAGCCGACGAGGUCAGAACCAAAGAGGAGCUUCUUCCCCUGGCCACUGACUUCAUUGACCAGUACUACACCUCCAUCAAAAGAUAUGGCUCUAAGGCUCACGUGGACAGACUCGAGGAGGUUACCAAGGAGAUUGAAGCUUCGGGAACGUAUCAGCUAAAAGACACUGAACUGAUAUAUGGAGCUAAGCAUGCCUGGAGGAACGCUGCCCGAUGUGUCGGGAGGAUUCAGUGGUCCAAACUACAGGUUUUUGAUGCCAGAGACUGCACCACCGCCCAUGGAAUGUAUAAUUAUAUCUGCAACCACAUCAAGUACGCCACAAACAAAGGCAACCUGAGGUCGGCUAUCACCAUAUUUCCUCAAAGGACAGAUGGUAAACAUGACUUUCGAGUGUGGAACAGUCAGCUCAUCCGAUACGCAGGCUACAAACAGCCUGAUGGACAGAUCCAUGGAGACCCUGCUAAUGUUGAAUUCACAGAGAUCUGCGUGCAGCUCGGUUGGAAAGCGCCGAAGGGUCGUUUUGAUGUCCUCCCACUAUUGCUGCAGGCCAACGGAAAUGACCCCGAGUUGUUUGAGAUUCCCGAGGACCUCAUUCUGGAGGUGCCCAUCACACACCCGAAAUUCGAGUGGUUCAAAGAGUUGGAGCUGAAGUGGUACGGCCUCCCGGCGGUUUCUAACAUGUUGCUGGAGAUUGGAGGUCUGGAGUUCACCGGAUGCCCCUUCAGUGGCUGGUACAUGGGGACCGAGAUCGGCGUGAGGGACUUCUGCGACAGCUCACGCUACAACAUUCUGGAGGAUGUUGCUAAUAAGAUGGGCCUGGACACCAGGAAGACUUCUUCCCUUUGGAAAGAUCAAGCACUUGUGGAAAUCAACAUUGCUGUUCUCCACAGCUUCCAGACUUGCAAAGUGACCAUAGUCGACCAUCACUCUGCCACGGAAUCCUUCAUGAAGCACAUGGAAAACGAGUUUCGGGUGAGAGGAGGCUGUCCCGGGGACUGGGUGUGGAUUGUGCCUCCGAUGUCAGGAAGUAUCACGCCAGUAUUUCACCAGGAAAUGCUCAACUACCGCCUCACCCCUUCCUUCGAGUACCAGCCUGAUCCUUGGAACACGCAUGUGUGGAAAGGAGUCAACGGGACACCCACGAAGAAAAGAGCGAUAGGAUUCAAGAAGCUUGCUAAGGCGGUGAAAUUCUCCGCAAAGCUCAUGGGCCAGGCCAUGGCCAAGAGGGUUAAAGCCACCAUACUGUUCGCCACGGAGACGGGCAAAUCGCACGACUACGCCAAAACUCUCUGUGAAAUCUUCAAGCACGCCUUUGACGCGAAGGUCAUGUCCAUGGACGAGUACGACGUGGUGGACCUGGAGCACGAGACGCUGGUUUUGGUGGUGACCAGCACGUUUGGGAACGGGGAUCCGCCGGAGAACGGAGAGAAAUUCGGAGCCGCCCUGAUGGAGAUGCGCCACCCGACGUCCAACACGGAGGACAGAAAGAGCUACAAGGUCCGCUUCAACAGCGUGUCGUCCUACUCCGACACCCGGAAGUCCUCCAGCGACGAGCCGGAGACCAAGAUCAACUUCGAGAGCACCGGACCUCUCGCCAAUAUCAGACGAGUGAGAUCCUCCCCAAUGCAGUUCUCGGUAUUUGGCCUUGGCUCCAGGGCCUACCCACACUUCUGCGCCUUUGCCCACGCGGUGGACACGCUGUUUGAAGAGCUGGGGGGUGAGCGCAUCCUACGCAUGGGAGAGGGAGACGAGCUCUGUGGCCAAGAGGAGUCGUUCAGAACAUGGGCCAAGAAAGUUUUUAAGGCCGCCUGCGACGUGUUCUGUGUCGGCGACGACGUGAACAUCGAGAAGGCCAACGACUCCUUAAUCAGCAACGACCGCAGCUGGAAGAAGAGCAAGUUCCGCCUGACGUACACGGCCGAGGCCCCGGCCCUGACAGAAGCAUUAUACGGUAUUCACAAGAAGAAAGUUUAUGGAGCGAAGAUGAUCGAGGCUCAGAACUUGCAAAGUCCAAAAUCCAAUCGCUCCACCAUAUCUGUUCGGCUCGACACAAACAGCCACGACAGCCUGCGCUACAAGCCCGGCGACCAUCUGGGCAUCUACCCUGGCAACCACGAGGACCUGGUAACGGCUCUCAUAGACAAACUGGAGGACGCUCCGCCCGUCAAUCAGAUCGUCAAAGUGGAGUUCCUGGAGGAGAGGAACACCGCCCUGGGUGUUAUCAGUAAUUGGACAAAUGAGACGCGGAUCCCCCCGUGCACCAUUUACCAAGCUUUCCAGUAUUUCCUGGACAUCACCACGCCCCCAACCCCCGUGCUGCUGCAGCAGUUUGCUGCUCUGGCAACCAACGAUAAAGAGAAAAAGAAACUAGAGGUCCUCAGCAAGGGCUUGCAAGAGUACGAGGAGUGGAAGUGGUACAACAAUCCCACGUUAGUGGAGGUUCUGGAGCAGUUCCCCUCCAUCCAGAUGCCCUCCACCCUGCUGCUCACCCAGCUGCCCCUCCUACAGCCCCGCUACUACUCCAUCAGCUCCUCCCCAGACCUGUACCCCGGGGAGAUCCACCUCACCGUGGCCGUGGUCUCCUACCGUACCAGAGAUGGAGAGGGACCCGUCCACCACGGAGUGUGCUCGUCGUGGCUGAACAGGAUAGAGAAGGGAGAGAGGGUGUCGUGUUUUGUCCGAAGUGCACCAUCAUUCCAACUUCCCAAAGACAACCAAGCGCCGUGUAUCCUGGUGGGUCCAGGAACGGGAAUCGCCCCGUUCAGAAGCUUCUGGCAACAGAGACUAUAUGACCUCGAACACAACGGGAUGAAGUCCUGCCCCAUGAUCCUGGUGUUCGGUUGUCGGCAGUCUGAGAUGGACCACAUUUACAAAGAGGAGACCAUCCAGGCUAAGAACAAAGGCGUGUUCAAGGACCUCUAUGCGGCUUAUUCCAGAGAACCCGGCAAACCAAAGAAAUACGUGCAGGAUGUGCUGCGGGAGCACCUGGCGGAGACGGUGUACCAGUGCCUGAGGAAGGAAGGCGGCCACAUCUACGUGUGCGGGGACGUCACCAUGGCCGGGGACGUCCUGAAAACCAUCCAGCAGAUCAUCAAGCAGCAGGGCCACAUGAGUCUGGAGGACGCCGGCUUUUACAUCAGCAAACUACGGGAUGAGCACCGUUACCAUGAGGACAUCUUCGGGGUCACCCUGCGCACCUACGAGGUGACCAAUCGGAUUCGCUCGGAGUCCAUCGCCUACAUUGAGGAGAGCAAAAAGGACUCAGAUGAGGUUUUCUGCUCGUAGGCCGACGGAUUUGGUUGGGAUUUUUCCGGAAACGACCAGCCUCAAGGGACACGGCAGCGCUGGUUAAAGAAUACUGUGCCAAUUUUUGUACUGUUACGAGAAAAAAAAAAAGAUAAGAAAAAAGUUUAUUUCUGUCUCGGUUUGUUUUUUUUUUAUACCAUUUUUUUUGUUUCUGUUGGGCUCUGCAACUUCGUCUGUAGCAAGUUGGAAAAUGUUCCGUUCUCUGAGACUCUGUUUUUUGCUUGUCGAUGAUACUUCCAAAAAUUUAGAAUUGAUCUUUAUGAUUCAUGAUGUGUGCACCUAGUGUAAUGACCUGCCUCAUUGUGAAUGCAUGACAAAGACAAGAAUAUACUCAAGAAAAAUAUAAUAUACUCUGUGUUAUUGUUGCAGUUUCAAGGCUUUUAUUGAAGUUAUAUAUUUGCAGGGAAACGUGUGCCCGUUGAUGACAAACUGGUAUUUCUGUGAUGGUUAAAUCAAAAGAAAAAGGAGGAAACACGGGGACUGUUUAAUCUAUUAUUUGUCUUUAAUUUAUUUAUUUGUUUUGUUUUUUUGUCAUUUUAGGUGAGAGUGAGAUUUUCAGACAUACAGAGUAAAACUGAUAUUAUCCAAAGCAAUUUAGCAUGUUGCCAGGCCUGGACAAAAAAUCCUGUUAGAGCUUCAUUUAACAUAUUAUCUACCCCAAAUUGGCAAUCCUUCAAAAAGGCAUCAGCCCGAAUGUCCAUUCUGUUAUAACAAAGGAAACAUAUGUGAUCCAGCUGCUGUUUGGAAAACCUGUUGGAUGAGAAACUCAAUUUGGAUCCAUUCAAACUAAAAUUGAGGCUGUGCACAAAGGAAAUAUUUCAAGUUUUCCGCUCUCUUGGACUUUUAAAUGUUAAUGUGUGCACAAUGGUACAAUGUUUUUCUCGAAUCAUUCCAUUCUAACGGAGGGCAGCUUUUCUAUGGAAAGGUCUUUCAUGAAUUAUAGAUGAUUAAAUCAAUAGCACGCUUAAAAGGAAUUUUUUGGGGGAAUUCUGCUUGUUUCUUGUCACAUUUUCAUGGAGGCGUUUUUCUUUUUUUUUUUCUUUUUUUUUUGGGUGUUCUUUCUGAUGCUUUUGAGGCCUUUGCCGUGUUG
Menidia menidia (Atlantic silverside) is the source of this 5670-nucleotide messenger RNA. Lineage: Eukaryota; Metazoa; Chordata; Actinopteri; Atheriniformes; Atherinopsidae. The record is from the annotation of a GenBank genome assembly.